This is a messenger RNA of Alternaria hordeiaustralica, 1980 nucleotides long. RefSeq lists its product as uncharacterized. Bases 1 to 1980 code for a protein of 659 amino acids. The record is from RefSeq and is a predicted model, not a curated record. NCBI's taxonomy places the organism in Eukaryota, Fungi, Ascomycota, Dothideomycetes, Pleosporales, Pleosporaceae. The transcript is spliced from 3 exons.
AUGAAGACGCUUUCCUCCCUCUUCAUCGCCCUCAUCGCAAUUGCACUUGCAGUAUACAACAACGAGUACAUGCUCUCGAGACUUACACAAUCACUGAGACACGUCACAUCCCUCGCAAAGACCACCAAGCCCUUCUACAACGCCACCGAAGAUAUGUCGACCAUGUUCCGCGGACUGCCCGUCAUCCCCGACGAGAAGUUCACCACCGAUGCGCCCCGCAAGAUCGCAAAGUCGUUCCUUGCUGUCGAGCAAUCUGAAGGCGCAGGAGCGAAAGUGAGGAGGAGUGUUGGCACCCCCAAACUGCGCAACUUCUCUCCCUUCCUCAUGCUCGACCACUUUGCCAUUCCACCAGGCGCAGGCUUCCCUGACCACCCACACCGAGGCCAAGAAACCAUCACAUACCUCCUCUCUGGCGCCGUUGACCACGAAGACUUCGCCGGAAACAAGGGCACCAUCGAGCAAGGCGACCUGCAAUUCAUGACUGCCGGUCGCGGCAUCGUUCACGCCGAGAUGCCGCGCCAGAACGAGGACGGCGCGCCCAACGUCGGAAUGCAACUCUGGGUCGACCUGCCCAAGGAGCUGAAGUCAUGCGAACCCCGCUACCGCGACCUGCGAGCGAAGGAGAUCCCCGAGACGACCGCGGAUAACGGCAAGGUGCACGUCAAAGUCAUCAGCGGACAAGCGUACGGCACCGAGAGUCUGAAGGAACUGGCAUACACACCCGUGUGGCUGCUCGACUUCACAGUCCAGCCCGGCGGCAAAGUCAAGCAGCCCCUACCAAAGGGCUGGAACGCCUUCGCAUACCUCCUCGACGGCACUACUAUCUUCUCUUCUGACGGCGUAUCGCGACCUAUCGAACAAUACCACAACGUUGUUUUCGAGAGCAACGGCGACAGCAUUGAAGCUUCCGUGGAGGAGGGUGCUGAGAAGCCAUCACGGUUCAUUCUUGUCGCUGGUCUGCCGCUUGACCAGCCCAUCGUACAGUACGGGCCUUUUGUGGUCACGUCAAGAGACGAGGUCAUGCAGGCUAUGAUGGACUACCAGAGCCAUUCGAAUGGGUUUGAGAGGGCGAAUAACUGGGAGAGUGAGAUUGGAAAGAGUAUGGUCCACGGAUCGCCACAGUCAACAGGCGAUAACGACGAAAACCGGGUUCUCCAGCGUCCCCACGAACCAAUCAGCCAAGUCGGAUUUCUCGCUGCCGACACAAACGGUGAGAUAAGAUUCGCAGGGAGACCGACUGGUAGCGUUGGAAGCAUUGAUCCAGAGUUAGUGGGUGGCUACAAUGGACCAUUGCUAUUCUGCGGUCUGCGAUACCACCUCGACAUGAUAUCCUUCCGGCACAUAGUCGACGAUCUGCGCUCGUGUUGGUACGAUGCCAGGAUCGAUGCCGAGAGGCGGAUACAAGGCCCCAUCAAGGGCGUUCGUGCAAAUUGCCUCGGUGACACUGUCAUCAGUAAGCGACCAAAAUACGAACCGAUCAAUACACUCCACAGCACCUUCUUCGACACUGAUCGUAUCUUCAAGAUCCCUGUAGGUGAGAAGAUCGGUAUCCCGUUAGAGGUACACCUAAUCGAGCCUGCUGUACCAUGGAGGAAUCGUCGUCUUUAUGGCGACACGAUUAUCCCCUACUCUCUCAAUUUCGACGCGCGGAUACUCAACCCGGCGCAGUGGCGGAUGAUUACAGGCUCGAUUAUGAUCAUUCGCAAAGACCUUAAGCCGCUUCAUUGCGCCCAUAUAGACGCACUACGCGAGUACUGUCUCUGCGAAAGCUUCAGUUCCGCACAACUAUCCAAUCUGCCCGGAGGACCUCCCAACCCUGAUGAAGACUUGACUCCAUUUAUCGACAUCGUUCAACAAGCAAGUUCUCAGCAGUUGCUGUCUCGUGCGUCGAAGCAGGGCUUUUCAGACUUCUACCUCAACUUCAUGCAAAACGGUGGACACGCGCAGUAUGGAUAUAUUACGUCUCCUUACAUAGUCUAG